Molecule: messenger RNA, 23228 nt
Organism: Porites evermanni
Lineage: Eukaryota; Metazoa; Cnidaria; Anthozoa; Scleractinia; Poritidae
Source: the annotation of a GenBank genome assembly
CCCGCACUCGUCCCGGUAUUUCCCAUAUUUGGGUAUACACAUCCGGGAAUUUUUUGACUAACAUCACCGCCGCCAUGAUGAACAGGAGCGGCAUAAUGCGCCUCGAAACUCGAAGCCGAGCUAAAGAUGAUGUCAAACGGGUUAUGCUUUCAGUGGAGCGCGUAAGGAAAUGGUAAUUAUCAAAACCAUGUACACGUGAGCGUAGAUCUCUGCAAUCGGUCGGAAGUUUUUGAAUUUUUCCCAUUUCAGCCUUCAUUCAUUUUUCACACAAAAGACCUGAUCGCGCGAUAACGGAAGUGUUCCUGUAGUCUGUCUCAGAUUCUUACCUUUUCCCGACGAUAUCGAAACCUUUUUUUCCUUUCGCAGGGAAAAGAAAUGGGUUAACGUGGGUCCUAGCAGUUGUACGCUGAAAGUAUUCAAAUGGGUCCCUGGUAAGUGAAAAAAAAAAAUUAAGGACUUACCGCAGACUUGUUUAUGAGCGCACGUGGCCGACGCGCGACGAAAAUAGUAAAAUCAUCGGCUGCGAUCUGAUUUUAUGUGCACCGUGACUGUCGUUUUUCAUUGUGCGUGUAUUACGUAAUUGACCGGUAACAUUUACGUUGAUACAUGCAUGUUGUCAAUUUCAAAAAUACAUUUUCAUCAUAAGCAGAAUAUAAGUGUUUCAUAAUCAAGAUGAUUAGUUGGGCGAAAGCGAAUAGUUGCGUAGUGAUCAUGCCAAUCUUGCGAAAAUAUCGUUUUGCAAACUUUGAUAAGCUUAAAUAAUUUUCUUAUUUUAGUUGUUAUGAAAAUAUGGGCAAGAAAUGUACAUAGCUUCCUUGUAGGUAGCAAAAUUCCAUUGUGAGAGUUUCUUGUAACCUUAUUAAAAAAUAGGUACGCAAUGCGUACAGGUGUCUACUGCUAAAGUUCAGGUAAUAGAGCAAAAUAAGUGUGGAAAUUUAGGUUUCCUUUUAUCAAAAAUUGGAGAGGGUAUUUCUACUAUUUUUUCGUAUUGUUUGAGACCUAUUUCAAUGUGAUAGUGUGUACCGUGUGAUUGUUUUUGUUUUAUAAAGGUAGCGUUUGUUUUGCUAUUGUAAUAUAGAUUCUCGGGUAUCUUGGCAAGAGUGUUUAAAUGAAAUACGAUAUUUACUUCAAACGCAAUUAAUAGGGGAAGGGGGUUCCUGUGCUAUUUAAACAAACAUUUUUUGUCGUUAGUGUACCUUUUUAGCGGUAUCUUAAAUUCCGCAUACAGCUUGCCAGAAGGCACUUUUUUUAGACAAUUCGGGUGAUUUGGGUUAAGAAAUGUUUAUUAGCCAAUAUGUUAUGUACAUUAGAUGUAGUGCAUGGUUCUCGAGGUGACCGGACAUUUAUGUACUUUGAACGAUUUUACUUGAGAAAUGUUUGGAUAGAAUUUAAACAAGUACAAUACAUGGUUCCUCGUUUCUUUUGCAUACAAAUACACUUUAUGUAGUGCAAUCUGUUUUCUGCUGUUCGCCUAACGCACUAUUGUAUUAAUUUUUCAGUUACAAUAAUUAAAGAUACGAGAAAACCAAUAGUUGAAAAUACACUUGAUUAUUAUAAUAUAUUACACAGUUGUACAAAGUAAAUGUAAGCUUCAGCUAUCGUAUUUUGUUUGUAACCUUUGAAAGACUAUUAAUAUAAUCCUUACUUGACAUUUCUAAUUCCGAUUACUCCAUUCUAUAAUUUUGAAAACUAUCAUAAAAGUGUUAUUAUAAUCAAUUUUGUAAGCUUUCAAGAUUUGCACUGCCUACCACUGAAGUCUGAUGGUAUAGAAAAAGCGAAAAAGUUUUGUCUGACUAUUUAGUAUUCUAUAGAAGUUCGAUUAUGUGAUUGGACCGUGUAUUAAUUUUUAUUUUAAUAUUUUCAAUUUGAANAAUGAAAUACGAUAUUUACUUCAAACGCAAUUAAUAGGGGAAGGGGGUUCCUGUGCUAUUUAAACAAACAUUUUUUGUCGUUAGUGUACCUUUUUAGCGGUAUCUUAAAUUCCGCAUACAGCUUGCCAGAAGGCACUUUUUUUAGACAAUUCGGGUGAUUUGGGUUAAGAAAUGUUUAUUAGCCAAUAUGUUAUGUACAUUAGAUGUAGUGCAUGGUUCUCGAGGUGACCGGACAUUUAUGUACUUUGAACGAUUUUACUUGAGAAAUGUUUGGAUAGAAUUUAAACAAGUACAAUACAUGGUUCCUCGUUUCUUUUGCAUACAAAUACACUUUAUGUAGUGCAAUCUGUUUUCUGCUGUUCGCCUAACGCACUAUUGUAUUAAUUUUUCAGUUACAAUAAUUAAAGAUACGAGAAAACCAAUAGUUGAAAAUACACUUGAUUAUUAUAAUAUAUUACACAGUUGUACAAAGUAAAUGUAAGCUUCAGCUAUCGUAUUUUGUUUGUAACCUUUGAAAGACUAUUAAUAUAAUCCUUACUUGACAUUUCUAAUUCCGAUUACUCCAUUCUAUAAUUUUGAAAACUAUCAUAAAAGUGUUAUUAUAAUCAAUUUUGUAAGCUUUCAAGAUUUGCACUGCCUACCACUGAAGUCUGAUGGUAUAGAAAAAGCGAAAAAGUUUUGUCUGACUAUUUAGUAUUCUAUAGAAGUUCGAUUAUGUGAUUGGACCGUGUAUUAAUUUUUAUUUUAAUAUUUUCAAUUUGAAGUAAUCUUUCUGCUAUUUGAUCUGUGUUGGAAUCUCUGGUAAGGCUUAUUUUGGACAAUAAGCCUUCCAUGACAUCUGUCAGAGCAGUAAGCCAGCAAUCUUUUCCGUCUAUUUCGGCGCAAAGGCGUGCAGACAUUCCGUUUUGUGCGGCUUUAACUUUUUGACUUGUUCCACAUGAAGUGCAUUUGAGAACAGUUGAACCCACUGCAUGCGGCAUUUUUUUCUUGCAAGACUUUAUUUGGCAUGUCAUGAAGACAUUUACUUUGUCAACAAAUUUAAAUUCUUGGAUAACAAUUUCCUUCUCAGUAUUUGAAAGAAGCUGUGGGCCUUUCACUUCAGUUAGUUGGAGGUCUGCUUUUUGGAAUGUUGUUGUUGGUGUGGUACCCAGUAAUGUCAUUCCUGAAUAAUUCUUCACGCUAAGAUUUUGGAAGCUGUAAGUGUUUCCACUCUCUAGUUGGGUUAGCAAGUUAUCCCAGAUGUGUAUAGUGGCAGAACCGGUGCGAUCUUCAAUCACACAGUCUUCUUUUACGUAUCCCUUUUCGCCAUUGCGUUUAAUUACUUCUUUGUUAGGAUUUUGACCAAGUGUUAGGUGGCCUUGUACAUUAACCUUUUGAUUUCUUGUCAGAGUUUGGAUUUCAUUCAGUGUUAUAUCUGUCGCACUGGAGAUUGUUUCCUUGGCCUCCCCUUGCUUUGUCGAUGGAGCUGUGGACAGAAAGUUGACAUCACUGCUGCUAGCUUGGACAAUUGAGCUUGUUUGGUUGACAAAGAUUGUAUCUUCUUUUUCAUUAAUAUUGACAAUUUUAGCUGGACUUUUUGUAACUUGGAAAUGCAAUGCUUGAGCAUGUGAAUUCUUGUCAAAUCCAACCACUCUUGUGAAUUUAGUUGGUGAUGUUUGAAGGUCAAAAUUGUAGUACAAUUUUCCAGACCUUGCUUUUUUAAUGGGCGAUAAUGAGUGAACGUAACCAACGUCACUAUCUGCAAUAGAGCAAUAAUAAUGUGAGAAACACAUAUUAGAAGUGGAGAAGAGGAUAUAAAGAUAAUGUAAUGAGAGUGGAAGUAGCAUUAUGCAGCAUGGAGCUGUUGGUUAUUAUUGAUCUGUAAACAGCAAAAUUUACGGAAUUUUUCUUUAUCAGUCUUUUCGCAAAUAAAUCCUAUAAUUGUUAUUAAAUUAAAAUAGUUUAAUAUAUUACGUUAGUUGCAGUAAUAAAAAAGUAGCAGAUUUUGAAUUUUUUAGUAAAAGAAGACCUUCGGUGCAUGAAAAUGUAUUGAGUUGUAUUGAAUGUAAUUUAGGUAAGUUGUGAUGAUAUUGACCAAUAGUAAAUAUCUAAGACUAAUGUUUCUAUAUAUUAGGUACUUUUAUAUGUAUCUUAUUUAACGAAACGCUUCGUGAAUUUACAAAGUGAUAAAUACUCUACUUGGCCGCUUACCUUUUCGCUUUGAACUCUCAGCCAUUCUUCUCAGCUGAUGAAAAAAAAGGAAGGGAAGGGUUUAAAAAAAAUGCUUCAAUAAAAAAAUGUGAGAUCUUAUUAUACCACCACUUGGAAAUAACACAUGGAAUAAUUUGGGCAAGUUACAACAUGCGAUUUCUGAAAGAUUUUUUUCAGUUAGUUUUUGUUGUAGGUGAAAGUUUUAGCCAAAUAAUUGAAAGGGAAACGUAUAUUGUUAUUUUUACAGUAAAUAAUUGGCUCUUGUUAGCGUGUGUUUAAGGAAUGGUUUUCAUUAACAAAUAUUAUAUGGGAAGGCUAACCAGAUGGCUUUAUGAUCAGUGAAAUAUGUUUCUAAUGUUCCUGAAGUGGUAUCAGCAUGUGAAUGUGGUAGGAAAUUUGUGUAUAUGUGGUCAAUUGUUGUUCUGUUAUCAGUUGUAUAAUGUGAAAUCAGUUGUUUAUAAUUUCUUUCUGUCACAAGAAGGUUAUAGAGAGGUCUUCUUUCAAUUUCAUUCAUCCAGUUAACAUUAAAAUCUCCAAUGAUAAUAUUGUAUUGGAAGGAAAUGUUGUCCAAUACUUGAAUAAGUGACUGGCAUAAAAGUGUGAGAGAAAUUUUUGGUGAACGGUAGAUUGCUGUUAUUGUUACAUUUGGCAGGGUAGAUACUUUUACAACUGUUAUCUCAAUGCCAUUUGUAUUGGAAUUGUAGGGGAAGCCAGGUGCAAAAGAGUGUCGACUAUAAAUUGCAGUACCACCAUAGGGUCUUGUGUUAAAAACCUGGUUAUCAUUUCGAAACAAAUGAUAUCCUUGUAUGAUGUACAUGUUAUCAUCAUCAAGUGGACUGAACCUAGACUCUGAGCAGAUAAUUAAAUCGGCACUGUUGAAAUUGUGUUCGUUGCGUAAAUCGUCAAUAUGUUUAUGAAGUGAUCUUGCAUUUAGAAAACAUAAUUUGAAAAAAGAUGAACUAAGUUCAUAAAGGCGAGGAACACAAAGGUUAAGGGAGGCCUUUGUUCGUAAUCUGACCAUUUCAGUUUUAACAUCCGAAUGAACGUGAAUUUUGCUCUCACAUAGGUCCGUAAUGUACAAUCCUUCAAUAGCUGUUACUCGACUUAACGCAACAUAAUGUACAUGAGGUAUUUUCCUUUUUGUUUCCAAAUUUACAACUAUUCUUGUUUCAGUAUCCCCCUGAGAUCGAUGUACAGUUUUAGCAGCAGCUGGCCGUAAAGGAAAUUGCUUUCGAACAACUCGAGCACUUUUGGUUUUGCCAACAGCAAACUGCACAGUCACAGGUUUUAUUGGAGUCCAAGUGUGUUGAAUUGAUUGCGUAUAUAGAUGCCUAUUUUCGUGUCUUGUUCUUUGCCCUACAUUGCUGUGGUCAAAUAAUACCCAAAUUAUUCCAGUUGGUUUUUGUAUUUGAUGUAGCUGAAUGAAUUUAACCACUCCAGCUGCACCAUUUGUAAUGCCAUCUUCUGUCCGUACAUUUAUGGCUGUUUCUACUCUUUCACCUUCACUCAGUUUAAGAUUUGAUCUUAGCUGUUUAGUUUUUCUUGGAUCGUUAGGUAUUUGGUUCAUUAUCUUCCUCCUUAGUUCUAAAGAAUUUGCUCCAACUACACUGUCCUGUGCUUUGACAUUAAACUUUUUGUUUAAAGACGCAUUGUGAACUUUUUCGUUGAACUCAUUAACUUUUUUGUUCUGUAUAAAUAAGUGAGGUGCAUCUGAGGGGUAUGUUGAGCUAUUUGGUGUAAUAAGUCUAUCUUUUACUUUUAAGAGAUCAUCGUUUGUGUGAUUUCCUUCUCUAAGUCUGUUCAAAAUUUCUGCAAAUGCUUUACUCUCUCUUUGCCUCAUGAUUUCAUGAAGCUCAAACAUUUUAAAAUGCUCUUUCCAUAAGUUUGGUAGAAGUACCCCAUAUUGCAAAUCUUCAAUAUCGUUAAAAAUAUAACCAUCCAUAACUGGCUUUAGCUGAAAUAAAUCCCCUAUUGCAAUGAUACUAACUCCUCCAAAAUCAUCUUUACUGCCCUUUAUAUCUUUUAAUCUGCAGUUUAUCUGAAUAUUAAACAUGCAGUUACCAACCAUAGAAAUUUCAUCCACAAAUAUUAGUUUAAGUUUUCCGAGUUUACACCUAAGGGUAUUAAGUCUACUAGAAUCGAGGGGCUUGUAAUUUUUUAGUGAUUGAUUUGCUGGUAUCGCCAAAGCACUAUGUAUAGUGUUUCCUUUUAUGUUGUAACUUGCCUUCCCCGUUGGUGCUAGUAAUAACACUUUUAUGUCGUGGAAAUCUUCUCCUGCAUUAUGGUUAUAAUAUUUUAGAGCUGCUUGAUAUAGCGCUUUAACGAGCCAAGAUUUACCAACGCCAGCUCCUCCACUUAGAAAGCUGUAAAAUGGCUUGUCAGACGUUUUAAUGAGAUGUAAAAUAUGAUAAAAGAACUCUUUCUGCUGUUUGUUUAACUUUUGGACCAUUUGUCGGUAUUCUUGAUCAGGCAGUUCAUUUAAUAUAAGAACAUCAUCAUUAGCUGUAUUUGGAGUAAUGCCAAUGUCUUCUGAUAAAUCAUACGUUUCAUUGAAGUCAGGAUGCAAGUCAUUUAGACCUUCAGUUUGAUCUUGGAGCUCUGUAUGCUGUGUGUUUGGUGCAAUUGUAUCAAAGGAAUUGUCGUCUACAUCUUUCAAAUGUUUUUGAAUUUCAUCUAGUUGUUGACUGAAAAAUGCAUACUGGGUCAUCUGUUUUGAGAUUUCUUCUUUUAAGAGGCAGAAGCGUUCUUCAAAUGUAGAGCAAUUCCGUAUGAGGUCUGUCUUUUCAUUUCUCCAUGGAGAAAAAAGCAUAAUUAAUUCACGGUAAUGUUUUUCGGGGUUAGUCUCUUUGUUAAACCAAACACUUCUUAUAAUCCUUGCUUUUGACCGUUUCUUACUUUUAUCAGCGUCUUCAUUAUUAUUCUCAGAGUCAUCAUCACUAUUUUUUUCAUCGAUACAGUGUUCCUGUAGUAGACUAUCAGCAUCAAAUUUUCGUGUUUUCUUCCUAUAAGGUUUUCGAUAUGAAUCAUACCAUGCUGCCCAAUCUGCCAAAGUCACGUUAGUAAAGUUAUGAGGCCUUUCAGUAUAUCUUUUGAGAAGACCUCCGGUGUGUAUGUCUUCACAAUCAUCUUCCAUCAUUUCAAUUUCAUUCAUAGACUUCAAUAGGUCAACUCUUUCAUCGGGAGGCGCAGUAGGUAUAAAUAUUACUUGUCGUGAUGAUUUUUUCAUUGGAAUUUGAAGCACUAAAUAAACUGCUUCUUGGGCUGAUAUUUCUACACUGUUCAGAAAUUUAUUGCCUAUAUCUCUUACUUGCUGUUUUAUGCUAGCAUUUCCAUUCUUAGCCUCAUCACACGCCUUUCGAAGUAAUUCACUCAUACCUUUCUGUGCUUUUGAUAUAUAGGAUACAAUGUACACUGCACAAGCAUAAACAUCAAGGAUAAAUUGUAUGUCCAUGUUAGCUCUCCACGCGCUGAGACACGGUGCAUUGUAGUUGUUAAUUCUUAACUCAUUUGGCUUCCUUUUUAGGAAUACAGUUGGAGAAUUAAGUGAUGAACGCAAUGCUAGUAGAUAAUCUUCUUCCGUUACAUUUAGAUGAGACAGAAGCUCAUUAAAAGUAAUACUUUGACCUUCUUUUAGGUCAUUUAAUUCUUUCUUAAUACGUGUCCACAUUUCUUUAUAAUUUUUAAGCAAGUGUGGUUCAAUGUCCUUAUCAAGAGGAUGCAAGAUCUGAGUUGUUUCCAUAGGAGGCUGUGGAUAGUUGAAUCUACAUUCAUUUUUCUUUCUUUUCCUACACGAAUGUGAAUGUCGAUGAAUUUGCCUGUUCACUAAGGUGAUUAGGUUUAAAUUGCCAGAUGGCUUUUGGCAGGUAAUAAUGCUAUCAAUGAACGAGAUGACUUCAUUAUCAUCGUCGAUUCCAAAUAUUGGUGCAUUUUUUAUCCAUAGCAACAUGUGGAUAUGAGGUGAACCUCUUUGCUGAUAUUCAACUCUAUAAAACCAAUCAGAAAUUGAUCCUAACGGUGAAACAUUACUCAUGAGAAAAGUGCUCAAAAACUGAUUGAAUUGGUAAUCAAAAUGUCUUGCACAUGUUACUGGAUCGCUUUGGAUUAAUCUACAUUUCUGUUCCCAAUUUAAGUUCACAAGUUCAUUAUCAGAAUAUUCUUUACCAUCCACCAAUUUACCAAGAAUUUUUAAUAGGUGUAUCCACUGUGUCUCUGCAGAAGAAAAACUACAAAAUAGAGUUGCUGGGCCUAGCUGUCUUAUCAUUGCAAAGAGAUCUUUUUUAGCAGUUUCAAAAUAAGGCGGGGAACCUCGUAAUGCUCUUAAAAAUUUAAACCCUUCAUCAAGAUGAACUAAUUUUUCUAAAGCUCCUUGCUUUUUUAAAUGCCCAGCAGUAAGAGAACUGUUGAGACCUUUGCAUUUUCGCAUUGCAAUCUGCGAUUUACCUAAGAGAAUUUUCAUUUGUAACUUUUUGGCUUUAAAAAAAAUAUUUUCAACGCACAUUGCUGCUCUUCGAUCGGAACGUCGCAAUUCAGAUUUACAUAUAUCACUAUAAUGAACUGGUACAAGUCGUUUGUCAUUUUCAGUUCGUUUUUGACCUAAAAAUAUACCAGGGUAUGCUAAUUCCUCAGAAAAUUUGUCUCUAAAAAUACUAAGAGGAGUAGAGCCUUCAGCUGGUGCAACAUUAAGAAUAUUCUCGCGUUCGUUUUCGUCUAGAAAGUCAGUAGCUGUUAACAUGGUGUCUGUAACUCCUGCUGGUAUUUCAUCUUCAUCCUCACUCCAAUUAUUCUCAUUUAUACAUGAUAACUGAUUAUCUGCAGUUUUAUUUUCAGAAUUGCAUGUGAUCACAUUUUCACUAUUUUCUAAAGACUUGUUGUGUGGCUUAUCUUGAGUUCUCGAAAUAUUCUCAACAAAAUUUGAUUGCCAGUCACAGUUAACAGUUAUUCCCUCUUCUUUGUAAAGAUCACUAUUAGUGAUAAGCCAAUCGGCUGCUUGCACCACUUUAUGCGGUCUUACAUUCAACGAUAAUGCAAAACUCUUAUAUUGCAAUUUUCUUUUCAACUGUACUUUAAUUGUUCCAGUUUCAUUUUCUAACCUAGGUAGUAGGUUGACUGUGCUACUGACAUCUGCUGGUACAUUAACAAUAUUUCCAUUUAUUUUCAAUUGAUUUCCUCUUGGAGCCUGCAUUAGUUUUACAAAUGCUAAUCGUGGGGCAAGUAAUCUCCAUUCUAACUCAUUUAAGUCCAAAAAUGGUGGUUUAGUUUGAAAUUGCAUCCCAUUAACAGCAGCAAAUGGUGGAACUUUAUUUUUUUUUAAAUGCAUUUUGCAUGUGUUACAUAACCACUCUUUGUUGUCCACACUUGUUUUAUUCAACAGACAUUCGGAAACAUUUGGAUUACUUAAUUUAAAAUUGUCCGCAAGGGAAACACUAUGUUUGUACCAUAAUUGAUCACAACAAGUACAGAUGUAAAGUGGACCUUUGGAGACAAUAGUAUGAAAAUUGGAAAUUAGAUUAUCAAUAGACCUUUCAUACUGUUUAUUUUCAUGAAGUCUUUCUUCUGUAUCAUUCUUUUCUGCAAAUAUUGGUUGCUGUAAAUUUUUAGAUUGUGGAAGUGCACCUGAUGUAUGUUUGUUUUGUGCAGCAAUAAACCGUUGUGUGUUUUUGGGUUGUGCGAGUCCCUCUGCUGUAGUUUUUCUUUGUUCAGUUUGCCGUUGCUUUGUGUAUUUACAUUGUUUGGAUAGCCUUUUUUCUCCACAGUCACUAUUUUGAUUGGCGUUUCUUUUUUGUGUGUUUUUGGAUUGUGCAAGUUCCUCGGCUGUGGAUUUUUUUUGUACACUUCGCCGUUGCUGUUUGUAUUUACGUUGUUUGGAUAGCCGUGUUUCUCUACACUCAUCGUUUUCGUUGGCCCUUCUUUUUCUCAUAUAUGUCCUGAAAUAAUCAUUUUUGUGAUAUUCAAUGGCGGAAGAACUCUUUGAUUCAUGUAUGCUAGUGCUGCAACUGUUUGUUAUUUGUGUUCUAAAUAAUUCUGGAACAUCUGGAACUGUAGAGACAUAAUGAACCUCAUUUAUGUGGCCUAAGUAAAUAGUCCUUUGUUCUCCUUGUAAGGUCACGGCAGGUUCAAUUAUUGUCCUCUCUGUAAAAUUUUGAUGAGAUUCUAUGAUAUGUAGUGUUAUACCUAGUGCAUUUGCUACAGCCUGCACUAUGAGACCAUCACACCAUGUUCCUUGCAUGGACAUAGUAUUUAAAUAGCCUAACCAUGAAUUUGCAACAUUGCUCUCAAUAAAUUCUUCUGGGUGUUCCUUAAGAUACUGAAUACCAGCAUCUCGAAUUGCAAAAUGACAAUCUGGAGUGCCACACAACUGAUGUGAAACAGCUUUAAAAAAACAAUCUCCAUCACCACCAACAUCUAGUGGCCUUAAGCCGAUCGUUCUUAAUCUUUGUGUUAAUAAAGCAAAUGGCAAUUGUGUGGGUCCUGGAUUCAGUUCAAUAUCACCGGAAAUUAACAGUUUCCUUCUUGCUACACGAAAUAUAUCUUGAAGUAGUGAUGACCUUAAUGAGACAUGUAAUUUACUCUCUCUUUGAAAAAGAAAGGAAUUUGAGUAAGAAAUAAUUGGAUAUCUCUUUAAAAUCUUUCGUCCUGAGGAGCUAAUCUUAUCAAAUGAACUGUUUUUGAUUUCUUUGUUUUUCGCUGAGGUACUCAAGCAGACUACCUUAAUAUUACGACGCUUACAAUAAAACUUGCUGAAGAAACAAUCGUUUCUAUAUUUAUGCAUCAUAUAGUAAGUUUUAUAGUUAGCUGCUAUGCUUCUUAGUCUAGAUGAAGGGGGAGACAAAUUCCUGAGUGUUAAUUUUCGAGUUCUUCGAAGCACUCGUUUCUUCAUUGACUUUAAAAUCUUUUUCAAAUUUAUCCUAGAUGGUUCACGGCUCCUACUUUUAUACGCUUUAUAACCUCUUUCUCUUUGUCUUACUGUUUUCCUCCAAUUAUUCUCAUGUAGAUCUACUUGAUGCAAGUAUGUAACAUAUACAUCACGACCUCCAUCGCCUUUUGUCAAGUGCAAGCUCACCAUAUGUUGACUUUUGUCACACAGAGUCUCGAGAACAUCGAUAAAUUUCAUACGAUACUUGUAUUUAACACUUUCUGUAAAGUUUAAAGAAAAUUGAAGAUUUAGGACAGGAAUAUAUAAAAACAGUUUUCUUGAAGCCAAUUUAUUCUUGUGAAAUGUGCAAACUAAUUUGUGGCAAAUCAAGUUGUCAUAUUUUGUAUUGCUGUUGCGCAAAACUGCAAUUGCUCGCAUUCCUUCCUGACUGCAAAACUCUGUUACUUUUACACAUUUAGAAAGAUCGAGAACAUAUGGAAGGUAAAAACGGUAACUAAAAGACAGUAGAUUUGAAAACAACCCAAGGUAUAGAGAAGAAAGUAGAAGGUUAGGGAAAGGAAUAUAGGUAAAAAGAUCUCUUAAAUCCAAUUUAUUCUUGUGGACAGGAUAAAGAUAUUUUUUUACAAUUGCCCGCAUUCCUUCCCGACUACAAAACUCUGCCUGAUCACUUACACAAUUGGCGAGAUCGAGAAAAUAUGGAAGGUAAAAACGGUAACUAAAAGACAAUAAAUAUGAAAAUAGCCCAAAAUUGAAGUUAAAGAAACAAACAUACUGUUCUGGAGAGCUCACAACUCUUAGUAAGCUUCCUGCUUUUUUGCUUUUCUCUAAUGAGUAGGACAUUUUAUUUGUAUUCUGCUUUUGUAACCGUGCUAGUGUGCCUCGAGUUUGAGACCAAAGUGGGUCGAUUUGUGCCCGAAGUGGGUCUAUUUUUGACCAAAGUGGGUCGCUUUGUGAAUUUCUAAACAUCUUCAAGGUUCUGUGAACAACAGACAGCGUUGUUUCAUCGGGUGCUAGAAGAAAGCAGUUACGAUGCAUGUCUCAUUCAUUGGCCGAUUAAACUGCUGCGAAGUAAAUAAUGCUCCAAAACAUUAAAUUGUUUCUCCAACUUUUUACGUGAAAAGUUAAUUACAAAAACAAAUUACAAAACUAAAACUUACCCUCAGCAAAACACGCUCCGUAUAUUCCCACUACUCUGAAGUCUUCACCGCACGCCCAAACAGCAUACAAUGACUGCACUGAGUUAUCUCGUUCCAUGACUUCAGUUUAUAGGGAUUUAUGUUCGGACAUAUUUAAUCGCUCUGUUUCACUUGUGAUUGGUUGAGAUUGGAAGUGCGAUAAUUUAUUGACUACCUACGGAUUAUCGAUUUUANUUUUAUUUUUUUUUUUUAAUUUUUUGUUGUUUUUGUGGGAGUUUUAUGUUUUAGAUAAGUUUUUUUGAACUUUUAUUUGCCUUAAAACCGCCUUUGUUUAGAGGCUCCUUCCAAGGGAAGCCCCUGGGGGGGGUGGGGGGGGGGGAUGUGGGCAAUCCCAUCCCCUUGGAGAGAGAUUUGAACAAGUACACUUUCUCAGGGUAUUGGGCAUUUGAUUGUUUCAGCAGAGAGACUGGGACCAUGUAUGUAGUGUGAGUACACCAAAAGGUAGCCUGUGAGCAAGCUCUCCUAUUUUGGGGCCUUUCGCCGGCCCCUCGCGGCUUCGCUGCCCGCCCGCGCAUUCUCGCGAGACUUGCUUCACUCGCCCAAAUAGGAGAGCUUGCUCGCAGGCUAACCAAAAGGCAUGUUGUUUGAUAAGGUGCAUUUUUCUUCAUGUCUAUUUCCUAGUUUGGAGACCACCUUGUGGCUUUGCUACUUUUACAAGUAAACCCCUGAGGUAGAAGUGACUCUUUGUGCUAAACAAUAAUGAAAUAUUUAAUAGAAGAGGAAAGGUCUUUUAUAUAUCAGUGAAACAAAAUAUAUAUCUAAAGAGAGGUCUUAUGAAAGGUGUUUCACUCAUCUUUGAAGAUCAAAGAAAGUGCAUUUUGAAGGGAAAAUUAUAUACAGCAUUGCUUUUUAUGGAGACAAAAUAUAGGUCAUACAUCAUGUUGCCUCAUAAUGAGGAUAGGUUAAGUCAGGUUUGUGACUUACUUAUGGCCUUCACUCUUUUUCUCUUCAUGCUGCUAAACAAUGGAAUUAACUGCCAGAUAGAAAAUAAUUUAAAGCAGUGUGUAAAUAGUUUUUGUAAAAUACUUCAUAUAGUCUUAUGUUCAAUUAACUUUCCAUAAGGUUUGUUGUUUAUCUUUUUUUUUUUGUUUCCCUUGGAAAGAUGAGCUCCUUAAGGCUACUCUUAAAUUCAAAGAGAAAUAAAGUUUUUGUUUGACCAAGGCAGGAUUAGCUCAGGCGGUAGAGCUCUUGACUGCAGAGCCUGAGGUCGCAAGUUUGAUUCCUGAGGUCAGACCAACACUCACAGUCUUCAAAUAACUGACAAAUGAAGGUACUGCCUUAAUUUGCCCUGCAAAUGGCCAGACGUAAAAUGGUGGUCCUGUCUUCAGUAGGAGACGUAAAAAUAGUGUCCCCAAUUAGUGCUUUCGGGCUUAAAGCAUUGGCACUCUAAUAAAGUGCACUUUUUUAUGUAUCUAUAUGACAUCCAUCAUGAAUUGAAAAGGUCUCUCUCUUGGUGGGGAUUUUUAGCUCUAUUUGAUGAAGAUAUCCUUCCCCACCCUCAGGAAUUGUCCAAAAUUUUUACUUUUUGAUCAGAUCCCCAACCUUUGCCCACACUCUCCUUCCCCUGACACAGGGUUUACGUUGAUAGACAAUGUAUUAGUUAAAAACAAAUACUAAUCUCCGGAGAAAUUUCUUUCUUACAGUGAGUCAAGAUCAGAACAAAGAGGUAAGUCUUGCAGGGAUUUUGAUUCAAAGCUUUUAUAUUGUAGUAGUAGUAGUAAACCUUUAUUUAACUAGGGUAAUCCCUUCAGAAUACUUAAAAGUAUAUCUAUUAUCAAUAGGAGCCCUGUAUGUAUCAUUGCAGUAAAUAAUUAUUAUUGACAACUAUGAGCAGCUAUUAUUUAUCUCAUUAUCGUAUUGCUGUUAACUGAUAGUGCUAAAUGAAUAUUAUUAUUUAUUAUAUUAAAAUAUUGUCAUUGGCUCAAUCAGCAUUCAUUUAAUUAGCUUUCUCAAUGUUUUUUUGUUUAUGUAAAAUGGCUUAUAGGAAAAGAACAAGGGAAAGAAACGUGUAACUACAGACAGUGGAGCAGGUGAGUUAACAGAACUCAUGGUUUGAGAUAACUUGCUGGACAUGUAGGUACUGAAGAUGUUAUCCAGUCAAACCCAUCUUUAGUAACUUGUCCACGUGCUUUGUUAGCUGGCCAAAUAUCAUUAAGGAAUAACUUAAAACAAAGAAAGAAAACAAUGAAAGAAAAGACAAUCCUUUUAAUUAUACUGCAAAUGAAGUAUUAUACGCUUUGAAAUAUAAAACCGCCAAGUAAGGGGCUAAUAUUGUAUUAACUACCCCAUGGAAAUGUUGUAAGGACACAAGUUUUACACUCUUUAAGAUCCUGACCCCGUACUGCAGAAAUUGCGUAGAACGCAACAUGUUUCAUAUGAAGGUAUUGUUUGUAUGCAAGACAUUGUAAAUUGCUGCACGCAAAGGUAUUAAUUUGGGAACUGUUUUCUUCUAGCAGCAGAUGAUGGUGACAAAGACAACCAGUCAGUUAGUUCAAGUGUUGGUGAAACUAAUGACAGUGCUGCAUCAUCUCCAAGCUCCUCACAGCAGCAGGUCAAUGAACUAUCAACAAGUGCUGUUACUUCUUCCAAGUUCCAACCAGUGGAUCCUCUUCAACUGAGUAAUGCUGGAGCACCCUCAGCUGGCGAUAACAGUGGUCAUCCUACAAAUACCAGUCCUAUAAAACGGAGGGCAAGCCAGGCUGAAGAGCUGUUGAAAGCUCAAGAUGCAGGAGGUAUGGUGUACCUGUAAUUACAUACAUAAGAGGUUAUUCAGUAAACUAGAGGAAGUGGUCAUUUUGGAAGUUGAAAGUUCAACAAGUUUCACCCCUGAAAAGAGAUUUUAUUAGUUCCACUGUUUUUACUGUAGCUGAGUUACUGUAUCAAUAUUUUUCUUACAUACUAAUUGUUCAAGAGCUUUGGUCUGUGAGAAUAUUAUAGACCGUAGAAAGGAUGUGAUGGUGCAAUGUUUCAACAGACUUCACUAGUAAAGUUUUGUUGUCAUUUCUAUGGUCUUUAAGAAUAGACCAUGGAAAAUUUAUUGUUUUCUGUGUCAUGGUUCAUAANGCAAAGGUAUUAAUUUGGGAACUGUUUUCUUCUAGCAGCAGAUGAUGGUGACAAAGACAACCAGUCAGUUAGUUCAAGUGUUGGUGAAACUAAUGACAGUGCUGCAUCAUCUCCAAGCUCCUCACAGCAGCAGGUCAAUGAACUAUCAACAAGUGCUGUUACUUCUUCCAAGUUCCAACCAGUGGAUCCUCUUCAACUGAGUAAUGCUGGAGCACCCUCAGCUGGCGAUAACAGUGGUCAUCCUACAAAUACCAGUCCUAUAAAACGGAGGGCAAGCCAGGCUGAAGAGCUGUUGAAAGCUCAAGAUGCAGGAGGUAUGGUGUACCUGUAAUUACAUACAUAAGAGGUUAUUCAGUAAACUAGAGGAAGUGGUCAUUUUGGAAGUUGAAAGUUCAACAAGUUUCACCCCUGAAAAGAGAUUUUAUUAGUUCCACUGUUUUUACUGUAGCUGAGUUACUGUAUCAAUAUUUUUCUUACAUACUAAUUGUUCAAGAGCUUUGGUCUGUGAGAAUAUUAUAGACCGUAGAAAGGAUGUGAUGGUGCAAUGUUUCAACAGACUUCACUAGUAAAGUUUUGUUGUCAUUUCUAUGGUCUUUAAGAAUAGACCAUGGAAAAUUUAUUGUUUUCUGUGUCAUGGUUCAUAAAGGAUUCAUUAGCUUUUAUUCCAGGACUUUUCCAGGACUUAAUAACAAAAUUCAAGGGGUUAAUUUUCUCAGGCACUCGCAUUAUUUUGUCACAAAUGUUACAUAUUUUGCACAGUUGUGCCAACAAACCAAUACCUGUAAGUUCAAAUAACAUCCUAAAACCAAAGGAUAACAGCUUUUUCGGAGUCAAAUAAAUUUCACACUCCUUCAAGCUGUAUUUCCCUCGUGGUUUUGUUUGCUUAGAGGGGUGCUGUAGAAUACACUUCGGAGACCCCAUUUAAGGUGUGGUUGCAAAUAUACUUUGAAUAAGAAAUACUUAAUUGUCCUGGAAUAGAAAGCUCUUCGUUGUUUGAGACUGUAAAGGUGUUUCUCAGGAGUUCUGUCAAUCUAUUGCUGUCAAAAUUAACUUACUUUGUUGUAGCAGGGUGCAAAGAAAAUCAUUUGUACUGCUUGCCAUUUGGGCAGGGUAAAGUUAGCAUUUACUAGCCCAGACGUCAUUUUAACUAUCCCCAAAAGCUUUUUACGGAGCAGAAUUGAUUUCACAGUUCUUCUGUUAUUCAAAUUCCUCAAAAAACAUCACUUGCCCGUCGGGCAAGUUAAAAACAGAAUUCACUAGCCCGAUAACAAAAUCCACUAGCUCCGGGCUAUCGGACACAACUUUCUUUGCACGCUGUGUAGUCUCCAGUUUUCAAAGAGUUUUUAACAAAAUUCAAGCACCACUUCUUCAAAUCAUUUUCAAGGAGUUUUCAAGGACCUAGCAGUCUCUCAAGGAUUAUUCCAGGCCCAUGCGAACCAUGUGUUUGUUAAAUUAAUAUAAAAUAAGACACCAUUUAUAUCAUUAGGUUCGUGAUGAAUGACAUUAUUUCUUUCUGUUUACUUGUUUUAGUGGUUAUAUUUACCUUCCCAUUUAUUUCUGUUUUAAGUUGUGGUAAGGUGUGGAGUGGUUACCAGAUUAUUAUAAUCUUGAGAACCUUCAGCAAACAACUUUACACCUUUUAAUAGUGGUCAAAAAAUGAAAACAAAAUCCACCCCUGACAGUACAGAAUGGAUUAUCCCCAUACAUAUCUGUCUCAAAAACUAAGAUGUUACAUUUAUUGUACAUGUAUUUCUUUUUUCAGUGAACUUUGAAGGCAGUGACAAAGGAAGUAUUGGGAUGGAUGAAAAUUCUUGCAGCGGAUUUGAUCUAAAUGAAGACAGUAAUUUAACAAGUAUAAAUGAUGGUAAUAAUGAUGACAAUGAAUCGAAGUAAAUAAUGCUCCAAAACAUUAAAUUGUUUCUCCAACUUUUUACGUGAAAAGUUAAUUACAAAAACAAAUUACAAAACUAAAACUUACCCUCAGCAAAACACGCUCCGUAUAUUCCCACUACUCUGAAGUCUUCACCGCACGCCCAAACAGCAUACAAUGACUGCACUGAGUUAUCUCGUUCCAUGACUUCAGUUUAUAGGGAUUUAUGUUCGGACAUAUUUAAUCGCUCUGUUUCACUUGUGAUUGGUUGAGAUUGGAAGUGCGAUAAUUUAUUGACUACCUACGGAUUAUCGAUUUUAACAAACUUUUUCUACAGUUUUCAUGAUGUUCAUGGCUUAGUGUCUUCUGCGCAAGCGCAGUAGACACAAAAAUAUUGAAAUUUAAUAUUUUUAUAAGGUUACCAGCAAGUCUCAAAGUUUUUAAAUUUGUAUUUUUAACAUUUGAUAAUUAUUGUGGGAGUCCAAUGUUUUAGACAAGGUCUUGGCACCUUGGAUUUUCCUAACAACCUCAGUUGUUUAUAUGCAUCUACCAAUGUAAACCCCUGUGGGGGGUGGGGGGGGGAUGUGGGCAAUCCCAUCCCCUUGGAGAGAGAUUUGAUCAAGUACACUUUCUCAGGGUAUUGGGCAUUUGAUUGUUUCAGCAGAGAGACUGGGACCAUGUAUGUAGUGUAAGUACACCAAAAGGUAGCCUGUGAGCAAGCUCUCCUAUUUUGGGGCCUUUCGCCGGCCCCUCGCGGCUUCGCUGCCCGCUCGCGCGUUCUCGCGAGACUUGCUUCACUCGCCCAAAUAGGAGAGCUUGCUCGCAGGCUAACCAAAAGGCAUGUUGUUUGAUAAGGUGCAUUUUUCUUCAUGUCUAUUUCCUAGUUUGGGGACCACCUUGUGGCUUUGCUACUUUUACAAGUAAACCCCUGAGGUAGAAGUGACUCUUUGUGGUAAACAAUAAUGAAAUAUUUAAUAGAAGUGGAAAGGUCUUUUAUAUAUCAAUGAAACAAAAUAUAUAUCUAAAGACAGGUCUUAUGAAAGGUGUCUCACUCAUUUUUGAAGAUCAAAGAAAGUGUAUUUUGAAGGGACAAUAAUUAUUUACAGCAUUGCUUUUUAUGGAGACAAAAAAUAGGUCAUGCAUCAUGUUGCCUCAUAAUGAGGAUAGGUUAAGUCAGGUUUGUGACUUACUUAUGGCCUUCACUCUUUUUCUCUUCAUGCUGCUAAACAAUGGAAUGUGUAAAUAGUUUUUGUAAAAUACUUCAUAUAGUCUUAUGUUCAAUUAACUUUCCAUAAGAUUUGUUGUUUAUCUUUUUUUUUGUUUCUCUUGGAAAGAUGAGCUCCUUAAGGCUACUCUUAAAUUCAAAGAGAAAUAAAGUUUUUGUUUGACCAUAGCAGGAUUAGCUCAGUCGGUAGAGCUCUUGACUGCUGAGCUUGAGGUCGCAAGUUCGAUUCCUAAGGUCAGACCAACACUCACAGUCUUCAAAUAACUGACAAAUGAAGGUACUGCGUUAAUUUGCCCUGCAAAUAGCUAGACCUUUGUGUUCCUCAGAUGACCACGUAAAAUGGUGGUACUGUCUCCAGUAGGAGACGUAAAAAUAGUGUCCCCAGUUAGUGCUUUCGUGCUUAAAGCAUUGGCACUCUAAUAAAGUGCACUUUUUUUAUGUAUGUACAUGACAUCCAUCAUGAAUUAAAAGGUCUCUUGGUGGGGAUUUUUAGCUCCAUUUGAUGAAGAUAUCCUUCCCCACCCUUGGGAAUUGUCCAAAAUUUUUACUUUUUGAUCAAAUCCCCAACCUUUGCCCGCACUCUCCUUCCCCCUACACAGGGUUUACGUUGAUAGACAAUAUAUUAGUUAAAAAUAAAUACUAAUCUCCGGAGAAAUUUCUUUCUCACAGUGAGUCAAGAUCAAAACAAAGAGGUAAGUCUUGCAGGGAUUUUGAUUCAAAGCUUUUAUAUUGUAUGUAUCAUUGCAGUAAAUAAUUAUUAUUGACAGCUAUGAGCAGCUAUUAUUUAUCUCAUUAUGGUAUUGCUGUUAACUGAUAGUGCUAAAUGAAUAUAAUUAUUUAUUAUAUUAAAAUAUUGUCAUUGGCUCAAUCAGCAUUCAUUUAAUUAGCUUUCUCAAUGUUUUUUUGUUUAUGUAAAAUGGCUUAUAGGAAAAGACCAAGGGAAAGAAACGUGUAACUACAGACAGUGGAGCAGGUGAGUUAACAGAACUCAUGGUGUCAGAUAACUUGCUGGACAUGUAGGUACUGAAGAUGUUAUCCAGUCAAACCCAUCUUUAGUAACUUGUCCAUGUGCUUUGUUAGCUGGCCAAAUAUCAUUAAGGAAUAACUUGAAACAAAGAAAGAAAACAAUGAAAGAAAAGACAAUCCUUUUAAUUAUACUGCAAAUGAAGUAUUAUACGCUUUGAAAUAUAAAACCACCAAGUAAGGGGCUAAUAUUUUAUCAACUAACCCAUGGAAAUGUUGUAAGGACACAAGUUUUACACUCUUUAAGAUUUUGACCCUGUACUGCAGAAAUUGCAUAGAACGCAACAUGUUCCAUAUGAAGGUAUUGUUUGUAUGCAAUACAUUGUAAAUUGCUGCAUGCAAAGGUAUUAAUUUGGGAACUGUUUUCUUCUAGCAGCAGAUGAUGGUGACAAAGACAACCAAUCAGUUAGUUCAAGUGUUGGUGAAACUAAUGACAGUGCUGCAUCAUCUCCAAGCUCCUCACAGCAGCAGGUCAAUGAACUAUCAACAAGUGCUGUUACUUCUUCCAAGUUCCAACCAGUGGAUCCUCUUCAUUUUUUUCAGUGAACUUUGAAGGCAGUGACAAAGGAAGUAUUGGGAUGGAUGAAAAUUCUUGCAGCGGAUUUGAUCUAAAUGAAGACAGUAAUUUAACAAGUAUAAAUGAUGGUAAUAAUGAUGACAAUGAAGCUGAUAAUAGCUACAUCAGCAAUGAAGAUGAUGAAAAUGAGGAUAAUGAAAUUGAUGAUGAUGAAAAUGAUGAAGAAAAUAAUGAAGAUGAUGGUGGUGAAGAAGAUGCACAAAAUGGAUUUGAAGGAGAUGAAAGUAACCUUGCUCCAUCACUUGCAAGGUAAUUUUAAUCUACAUUUUAUUUCAGAUUGAGGAAUGAUUUUUUCUUAGAUCUACUUUUGAACAUAAUGUAAAUUAAAGUACUGGACAUGUGAUAGUCUCCCUCUAAUGUUAGUGUCAAUGGCAAUUUCCAUUUCCAGUGUCACCAUCGAGGUACAUGGAUAUCUUUUUGUACAUGUACACUGUAAUUACACUGAGGUAAAGCUAGUUUGACCAUUUGUAGUGAAUACUAAAUUAGGUAAGGGUCUGUGAAUUAGCUUCCCGUUUGUUAAUUUAAACCUUGCGUUUGUGUAGCGAGGAGAGUGCCACAAUUUCAUACAGACUUGGAAUGGGAAUGGUGCCUGAUGAUGAGGACUCUAGGCCAGGCUUUGAUGAUGGGAAUGAUACUUCCUUGCAACCAGGGACAGGUCUGGCUGGAGAAGAUGUACCUUCCAGUGAUCCUCCCACUCAGAUAACCACUGAUAUAUCAAGUGUGUUAGAGCAGGAUAGCAUUCAGGAGGUAAACUGAAUUUUGGGGAAAGUUUUGUGGUUCAUAUUUAUCAUAAUCUGAUCUGAAAAAUUUUCUUUAGUUUCAAAUUUGUGUUCCUUUAUGUGACAACAAAAAGAAUUUUUUUGAAAUGUUUCAAAUCAAGUUAUUUUGAACCACCAUUCAAUGACUCCAAAUAUCUCUAAUAGCAGUGACUCUAUACAGUGUUAAAGGUGGCAUUACAUAGCAUCUUUAAAUUUUGAGAGUUCAUAAUAAAUAGGCUGUACGUUAUGUCGAAAUUGAUGUUGCACCAAUUAAGAUCUUACUUGACUGACAGAUGAAAGUAGUCAAACUGAAACCUUACAUAGUAGGAAUCAGUUAUGCUUCACGAGAUUAUUACUCAUGAACUUGACUUUGUACUCAAGUCAAGGCUGUUGUCUAAGGAAAAUUGAAGGGAGCCCAGUGCUCUGAACCUGUAAAAUAUAGGGUGCCUAGCAUAUGAUGUAUAUGACAAAAGUAAGAUUUUCUAUUCGCCCAAGAGCAAAAGUUACAUAUGUAGGUGCCAGGGGCCACCAGGCUCUGCUAUAGCACAGACCUGGCCCUGGUUGUUCAAAUGUUGGAUUGUGCUAUCCAACAGAUAAAUUACUAUCCAGCUGAUAAGUAUGAGGGAAACCAAUAUUGCGUUAUCCACUGGAUAGAGAUUUAUCCAGUGGCUAGUGUUUUCCACCUUUCGAACAAUUGGGGCCUGAAGUCUUCAAAAAUAUUAUAGUGCAAAAACAUUAUGAGGCUUUUUUUAGAUCCUAGACAACUAGAGUAUUAAAACGUGUGUCAAAAUUACUUUUGCUUUAGGAAAACGAAUCUCCACCUGUCAAAAGACUUCGGACAGAUUCUCCCACUGAUCCCCAAGAACAGUAGAGCAGCAUGUAUAUUAUUACGUAAUUAUAAUAUUUUCUCCUACAAGUAGAAAUUUAUUGAAAUGAUAUUUAUGAGGAUUGUAUACUUAAUUAUAAUUUCAACAAAUAGAUUUCUAUUUAUGUCACUUUGGUUCGUUUCCUCAGGUUAAUAUAUUCCUUGCCACCGCUACUUCUAUCAUCAUUGUAAUGGGUUUAUUUUUAUCACCAAGAACGUUUUGUUGUACAGUACAAACUCUUCUAAGUCACAGGGAAAGCUUCUUUGAAUCAUUUAAAUUUUGCACAAUCCUGUAAUCUAUAUUGUGCUUGAUCACUAUAGGUUAUUGUGCUUUUUUUUGUCUUGUUUGAAACAUUCACAACAAGUUGUGUCACAUCCAAAAAGUGAUUAGAACAUAGUCACUUUAUAAUUAAGAGUAAGCCAAAUCUCAAAAAGGUUAAAACCUUAUUGGUAAAACAGCUUUUCCUGACAGAAAAAUAGUUUGUUUAAAAGUAAACUGUAUUAUAUGUAAUAUAGUCUUUUAUAUAUUUUGUUAUGUGCUUAAAUAUUUCUUUGCAGAUACAUUAAAUUGUUGUACAAAAUUUUUGUUCUGGUUUCAGUUCUGGAAGUAUUUGUCAGUUGUUUCAUAAGUAAUAUUAAUGUCUAACGAACCCAUGAUUCUCAUAAAUGUGAGGCUUUUUUCUUUCGCAGUAAGGAAUUUUGAAGUCUUAUCUUUAGUUUUAACAGUGCAUUUGAAUGGUAUCCAUAUCUUACAGACAUUUAGCCAUUUUUCACAAGAGAUGUUUUGUAUGGUAUACAAUGAUAAUGAUGGCAAAGGAAGUUGCAUUUAAAUGAAUGCACAAGUUGUCAUGGUCAUGAAAGAAACAUUACUAGUAGUAUUUGCUGGUACUGUUUUUUGGACUGUUAUAUUAUGCCUUGUUCACCAAUUUUUGCCAGUGUUAUGACAUGGUCAGUGACAAUAGGCAAUGUUAUUGCCCUUUGUAAUUAUUAUUAUGAUUAUCACAGUGUUUGUACCCUUUUUUGAACAAAAAAUAAAGGACUUUUAAAGACUUUCAAGGACACAUUUCCCAUUUUCCUAGGACUUCAUUCGGUGCAGAGAGACUUGAGUUUGUCUUCGUUAGUUCUUCCACAACAUGAGUAAUUUUAUCCUGAAGGUCUUUCUGUGUUUGCUCCUUGUCCUUUGGAGUUCUUAUUAUAACGUUAGCAUCGAAAUUCAAGGACUUUCCAGCACUGGCUGCAAUUUUCAAGGACUUUCAAGUACUUGCAAACCCUGUUAUCACUAUCAUUAUCAAUUCACUUAAAAAAAACAUCCCCAUCCAAGAUCAUAGACAGAGAAAAAUGAAAAUAUAUUAUAAUAAAUAUUAUCUUUAUCAUUAUUAUCAUCAUUAUGUUGUUUCUUAUGUCAAUCACAACACAGCAGUAUUAUAUGCUUGUUAAGGCUGCGUAGCACCAGAAACCCAAAAGGAGUUUAAUCAACCCCUUCUGAGUUUCUUGUGGCACUCAUUGGAGUCAACAUGGAGGUUUUAUUCUGAUAGAAUCUGUUAGUUUUUAGAGGUCAAUAUACUACCAAGCUUUUGUUUCACACUCCAUUGCUUCAACGUAGCUGAGCUAAAGCAUGACAAAACUUGGGUGGCUUAUGGAAAAUUGGUUGUCAAUAUAAGCUUGCCAUCCUCUCUAAUGUAAACUUGGGAUUAUCAAGACAGUGUUUGCCUUGGC